Lolium perenne is the source of this 736-nucleotide messenger RNA. RefSeq lists its product as uncharacterized. The record is from RefSeq and is a predicted model, not a curated record. Lineage: Eukaryota; Viridiplantae; Streptophyta; Magnoliopsida; Poales; Poaceae.
CUCCUAGAGGAUUCCGGCCGUGUGCGCGCUCUGGUCCUGAUCAUAUCAUCAUCGAUCUCUGCCCUCCGCCGAGCCUGAAGCUCUGGACGAUAUGUCGGAUACGGCCGCCACCAGCGUCGACGAUAACCGCCACGGCGGCAGCGGCGCAGAUGCACCGCCGGCGGCGAAGGGCGGGGCGACCAUAUCCAUCACCAUCGUCCUCCUCGUGCUGCUCGUGGCCUCCGUCGCGGCGUUCCUGAUGUCGCCGCCGCCGGGCGGCAAGCCACCGGCACCGAUGGAAGGACCUGGCAGCCGCUCCGGCUCCGAGCCGGUGGAGCACGCCGUCGGCCAUGGCACCCCCGGGUUCAACAGCCGGCUGGACGCGUUCCGCGCGUGGGCGAAGCUGACGUGGAUGAAGCUCCAGCGGCUGCGCUCCGACGAGCCUCGGUAUGACGGCGGUGGAAUCGCCGGCUCAGCGGCGGAGGCGGCCAAGAAGAGCCUGGAGAUGGGCAAAGAGACGGCGGAGCAGGCCGGGGCAGCCGUGGCAGGUGCGGCGGAGGAUGCCGUGGGGAUGGCCAAGGACACGGCCAAGGCCUGAAGGGAGCGACCCGCGCCAUCCUCCGAUGCAGAGCGUGCUGCCGUGUACUAGUAUUGUAUUCUACGUUGUGCUCUUGUGUAGAUACUCUACUGUAGCUGUAUGUAUGUACUCGUGCAUAACUGUAUGGUUGGUCAGUUCUUCGCUGCCCGAGUACCAUCA